AUGAACAGAGAUACCACAAUUGAUGGAAACUUUCCCUGGGCUGAGCAUCUGCCCUUGGCGGAGACUCGCCGCUCUGUCAACCGCACCUCCAUUCGCAAGCUGCAUCUCAGCCGCGCUAAACUCAAGGCCUCUAGUCGAGCCAGCGCCCUCCUCUCUGGUUUUGCCAUGAUGGCCAUGAUCGAGCUCACUAUAGAGAACGACGAGGAUAACCGCGUGCCAGAGGUGCUUUUAGUUGUCUUCACGGCGUUUGCAUCUCUGUUGGUCGUGGUCCACAUCACUGCCCUCAUGAUAAGCACCUGCAUAUUGCCGCAGUUGGAGUGCUAUAUCAGUGUCUGCGAGAGCUCGGAUGGCUUCAUUGACUCGCCUUACGAGAAGGUUCGUGGCUACAUUGAAAUGUCCUGGAUAUUCAGUACAGCCCUUGGGAUGCUGCUCUUUCUGGUGGUAGUUGUGCUGGCCUGUUGGGUGAAAUUCUGGAAUAUCUCCAAGUGGUCGGCAGGCGUCUGCUUCCUUAUCGUGGGUCCAGUGGUGGUGGUCUUCGUACUCUUUGCUAUCUUUUUUUACCGCACCCUCAUCUCCUUCAAGUAUCAGCACGCUUCCAAGGUGGUCGACUCGCUUGACCGGUGGAUGUCAGAGCUGGAGAAGGGGACCUACUCGCCGACGCAGCCUCACAGUACUUCCUUGCCCACCAGUCCCACCCUUAAACGAUCUCAGGAUGUCACCUUCGCCGAAUUCUUCGACUUUGUCGUAGUGGGAGGUGGGAUAGCGGGAGUGGUGUGCGCGGAGACCCUAUGUGGACUGAUCGUGCCCCAAUUCUCAGGCUUGUGCGCUUCGAGGGAGCCACCGUCGCCGCAGUGGCGAGUCUGCCUCAUCUCCGCCUCGCCUACCCUUAAGACCAUCGUCAACGUGCGCCAUGUCACUCGCCUCCUCGAGUCUUUUGACGUGGCCGAGCGUGACUCCGAGGACUGGUCACGCGCCUGGCCCCACAUUCUCACCGUCCUCAUCGAUAAGGUGGCCAAGGUGAACUGCGAAGGUCGGUUGGUUCAUUUGGCGGGGAGGCCAAACCGGCCGUUGAAGUACGGACGCAUUUGCGUGGCAACGGGAGGAGUGCCUCGGGCAAUUGUACCUCACCAUCCCCUCGUGCUGACCCUUCGCGAUACCGAGUCCGUCACCCACUUCCGCUCUCGCCUCUCCAGUGCCCGUCGUGUUGUGUUGGUUGGCAACGGAGGCAUAGCCACGGAGGUCGCUUAUGAGAUCGAGGGGUGUCAGGUGAUAUGGGUGGUGAAGCAUGAGAACAUCUCGGUCCCCUUUCUGGAUCCUGCUGCCUCGCAGUUCCUGCUUCAAAGUGGGCUGGCAAAGCGCCGCAGAGCGACCGGUGAGGCUGCCAGUGUUGGCAAUGGAGGUAGAAAGAGUAAAACAGCGCCGCUGAUUCGCACACUGCGCUAUGCCCUCGCGGACCGCAAUACCGCCGGAGGUUCUGGUCCUCAACUCGUGCCUGCCCCCAAUGAUACUCGAGCGGAGGAGGCGAACAAAUUCACCGGCUCAGCUCUUGGGCCCGACUGGACUCAGGGCCAACAAUUCACUGGCAUUAUUGACAAGAGCACACUCAAUCGGCCCCUCAAGGUAGUGUACAAGUGUCAAGUGGAUCAGAUUCUCUCCCCAUCGGAGUUCGCUGAAUCGGGUGACAGGGCAGUCGAAUGUGAUGCGGAGGGCCCUCUGUUGCCACCCCUCUGCUGCAGGAGCUGGCCCGUGUACGUGCGGCUGAGCAAUGGAGAGUGCUACGGUGCGGACUUUGUGAUCAGUGCGACGGGGGUGGAAGCGAAUCUGAUCUCCUCCACCUCUGCCUCCGCCUCCACUAUCACUGCACCGUCAGCGCCAUGCCCUGUGACGCUGGAAGCCCGAGAUGGCAUCGCUACGGCCUCCAUCGCAGAGGGUGGUGGCGUGGUGGUGAAUGAGAUGAUGCAGUCCUCCGUGCCCGAGGUCUACGCCGCCGGCGACUGCGCCUUCGCGGGCUGGCAGCCCAAAGCACCGCACUGGUUCCAAAUGCACCUGUGGUCGCAGGCUCGUCAGACCGCCUUUCAGGCAGCCAAGAGCAUGUUCUACCACACCAUUGGUGAGGAGGUGCCUCUAGACUUCUCCUUCGAGAUCUUCACUCACGUCACUCACUUCUUUGGCUUCAAGAUCGUACUUCUGGGCCUCUUUAACGGGCAGGGGCUGAACCUGACCUCCCCCGAGGUCUACGUUCUGCUGCGAAUUACGCCGGGCGAGGAGUACGUGAAGUGCAUCAUGUGCAAUGGGCGGAUGCAGGGCGCUCUGCUGAUUGGCGAGACUGACCUGGAGGAGACAUUUGAGAACCUCAUCCUCAAUCAGCUCGACCUAUCACAAUUCGGCGAACACCUUCUCGAUCCCAACAUCGACAUUUCAGACUACUUUGAUUAG
Messenger RNA from Echinococcus granulosus, 2436 nucleotides. Its product is annotated as Pyridine nucleotide-disulfide oxidoreductase domain-containing protein. The transcript has 8 exons. The record is from RefSeq and is a predicted model, not a curated record. The coding region runs from base 1 to 2436 and encodes 811 amino acids. Gene Ontology annotation, molecular function: oxidoreductase activity. NCBI's taxonomy places the organism in Eukaryota, Metazoa, Platyhelminthes, Cestoda, Cyclophyllidea, Taeniidae.